AAUCAACUGAAAAAAAAAUUAUGUCAAGCUCAAGUGUGUUUUUAUAUGAUGGUAUUUAUGAUGAAACUUGCGAUGAACCCUAUGAUGAACCUUAUAAUGAACCUCUCAAUGAAUCUUACAAUGAACCUCUCAAUAAAUUUUAUGAUGACCCUCUCGAUGAACAUUGUGAUGAACUUCAUAAUGACAAUACUACUCAAGAGCUAACAAAUAUGACCUGUUUGGAUGAAGUUGGGGAUGAUGAAUCAUUACCUUCAACUGAAACUACUAUAACUCAUAAGUAA
Messenger RNA from Racocetra fulgida, 281 nucleotides. Lineage: Eukaryota; Fungi; Glomeromycota; Glomeromycetes; Diversisporales; Gigasporaceae. The record is from the annotation of a GenBank genome assembly.